CAAAUGCCCUAGACAAGCCUGCAGCGGGUAAACCCCAGGCCUGGAGCUGCUGUCUGGUUCGAUGUUAACUACGCGACUUCACAUCUGAGGAUUUUCAACAUUCUUAUCACUUUGACAAUCCCUUCUUCUUACUACACGAUAUCCUACAGGCACCAUGUCCGUCACAACGACUGCAAAUCCGGCGACGUAUCAAAUCCGCACUGUGCUGGCCGACUAUGAUCUCCACCACUCUGGAUCAACGGACACAUUGCUCAACGAUCAUCCGGCUCCUUCGAACAUAAAUAACAGCGGAAAUCCACCACACUGGACGACCGACCACCGUCGGGUUCCUGCGUAUCGACCCGUCAACACCGAGUUAGAUCAGAGUCAGCGAAGAGUGUACUCGAGCGGAAUUGAGAGGGCAUUUAUCACAGUCAUGUUCUCUGGUGUAUUCUUAGAGGCGAGCGCGGCGAAACUUUGGAGGUAUACUUUAGGAAGGGCUUGGGAUGUUCGCUACAAUAUUGGAGGCGAAUGGUAG
Molecule: messenger RNA, 517 nt
Organism: Aaosphaeria arxii CBS 175.79
Lineage: Eukaryota; Fungi; Ascomycota; Dothideomycetes; Pleosporales
Exons: 2
Coding region: 155-517 (120 amino acids)
Source: RefSeq, a predicted model, not a curated record